GUGUAUAGCUUCCCAUUCAAUUCUUGUAUUGCCCUGCUGUGCAGUUCCCACUCUCCAAUUCUAGUUUUAAUACCCUCCGACGACUUUCACCAUGCGUUUCUUGAGCCUCUUUCUCGCCGUUGCCGCCUUUGCUGCCUCAGCUCUGGCUCUGACUAUCGUUCAGCCUAAGGCCGGUGAUAAGGUUGACUUCAGCCAGUCCUACGAAUUCAAAUGGAACACGGUCUCUUCUGAUCCGGACGAGGUCACCUUGGUCCUGGUCAAUAUGGCCUCCCAGCCGACUGUCAACAAGCCUAUCGCCCAGAAUGUCAAGGUCUCAGCUGGCUCCUACAAGGUGGACAAGAUCACCGGAAUCCCUGUUGCUGAUGGCUAUCAAUUGAAUGCCAUCGCCAACACCACCCAGAACACUGGCAUUUUGAGCCAGUCAAACCAGUUCAAUGUCACUAAAGUUGGCAAAGUCGAGACGGCCACAGCAUCUGCCACUACUGCCACCAAGACCGCCGCCUCCGCCACUGCCUCGGCGGGAGCUGCCUCGAACGCGAUCACGCUGAGCGGUCCGCUCGCGGUGCUCAGCGCCCUCGUGAUGAGCGUCUUCGCCGGAGCCCUGUAAGCGCCAACGGUACCUUCCAUCGUCCAGCCUGCCUCAGGUACUGUACAAUGGCACAAGCCACCGUUAACAUCGAAUUCGCAACUUCACCCCGAACCGCCACCAGAUUCGGGAAGGGUUAACGACUCCU
Aspergillus homomorphus CBS 101889 is the source of this 734-nucleotide messenger RNA. RefSeq names its product GPI anchored serine-threonine rich family protein. The record is from RefSeq and is a predicted model, not a curated record. Bases 92 to 607 code for a protein of 171 amino acids. NCBI's taxonomy places the organism in Eukaryota, Fungi, Ascomycota, Eurotiomycetes, Eurotiales, Aspergillaceae. The transcript has 5 exons.